CUCUGAAAAAGACACCGAUGCCGCCGCCGCCGUCGGCAGCAGACGGUCCAUCAGCGUCCCAGAUGCAAUCUCUCGGCGGAGAAUUCGCCAUCCGUGGAGACGAUUUGCUUGCGUGGAACCCCGUAUUGGUAGACAACAUGGCGAAGAAAGGCAAGUCGUUCAAGAGCGGGUGGGUUGAGUACAUCGUGUGCCUGCACCAGAACAUGCUCUACUACUACCGAGACAUGCGCGAAGUCCCCAGUGGGUGCUUGUGCUUGGACGGGUGUGUCAUCGAAGCCGUCGAUCGUAUAUUUAAGAACAUGAGUCCUGGAGAUUCGCAUAUUCUCGCGGAAGAGUGUGGUCCAUGCUUCAAGGUCACGUCUCGGAUGGGACGAUCGCUCCUGUUCCGCACGCGGAACAAGGAGUCCCGCGUCCAGUGGAUCCAUAUGCUCCAGGACAUGUCGUACGACGCCCUGUUCAAGCGAAUGCAGCAUGCGACCAAGGAAAAGCGCGAGUUGCUUCAACAAGUCCACGACACCAACGCCGCCGUGACCGCGUUGCACUCGGAAUUGGCCGCCUUGCGCGAGCAGUACGAUGCGUUGCUGGCGCAGGAAACAUCUUCGUCGAGACGUGGUGUGACCAAGUCUGUCGUGUCGUCGCCACCGAUUAUCGUGCUCGACUCCCCCGACGACGUACUCCCUAUUGUUGUUGCUCCUCCUCCCGACGCCGACUCUAACAUCCGCAGCAAUCAUCCCAGCACAAGCGCACUUUCAAAGGCCGAGCCGACGCCUACUAGUACACUUGCUAGUAUUACUACCGUGAAUCCCCCUCGUCCAGUGCCGCCGUCGACGAUUGACACGGAUGCGUUGACCAAGAUGACGUCCGAGCUGGCUGGCAUUGCGCGCAACUUGCAGCUAUCUCUGUUUUCUCAACCGUCUAAUAUGCCAGCAACUACGUCGGCAACGACUGCGGAUCUGCCGACGGCGGCCACCGAAGAGAGGCACCAUCCAUCUCACCGCAUGAUGAUGAGUGCGAUGGAGAAGAUCAUUUUCGACAUGGAGUUGGAGGACGAACUCCAGCGCACGCGCAAUAUGCUCACGGGGGGAAAGCCGUCGUCGACGUUCUCGCCCAACCCGCCCUUGUACCAGAGUUUCCUCGCAACUUCAUCGGCAACGGCGGCGGUGCAUCGGGAUCCACUGACUACGCCCAUCGUGCUCUUGGCGGAAUCCCCGUCGGCAUUUCGGCAGAUCAAAGGCGACGAUGCAGACGUGGGGUGGUCCACGCCCAGGCCGCACCAAGCAGCCAAACACGACUAUUGUGUCGACGAGCAUGAUGCCCGAUCGGACGUGUCUUCGUUCUACCUGGGCUGUACCGAUAGACGCAAGAACAGCAUUCUCAGUGAUGUGGAAGUCCAGCAGCGAGGGGAUUCAUUGGGGUCGCUCCUCGUUCGGCCAGACAUGGUCGUAGUCACAGCCCUUCUCAAUACAUGCGAACGCAGUGACAGGAUGGCGCUGCUGUUUCCUCUCCUGCGUAUCUUUGGCAGUCGCCAUGCACUGUUUAUGCUCAUGCAGUGGAGCAUCGAUACGGAAGUCGAGAGCGCGUUGUCCCUUGCGACACUGUUCCGGUCCGACGAUUACUCUAGCCGGCUGCUGUCGACGUACGCCAAGGCGGUGGGGCUCCGGUUCAUCCACACGGCACUUGCCGACCACAUUCGCGCUCUGUGCACAGACAAGGCCACGUACCACAGCAGCGAUUUUGAGCUCAACGUGGUGAAAGACCCGACGCUGACCGACCCCGCCAAGCUCGAGCGCAACGCGGCCAACCUCAUGGCCGUGUGCCAGACGAUCGUGGACUCGAUUCUCACGCACAUGGACGACCUGCCAUUGUCUUUUGUGCACGUGUGCCGGUACCUCAAGGACAAACUCAUCGAGCGCUUUCUCGACACAGACGACGACUACGACGGGUCGUCCACGCCUAUCAAAGCCAUCAUGGGCGGCUUUUUGUUUCUGCGCUUCAUCUGCCCCGCGAUUACGACCCCCCACUCGUACGGCCUGCUAGACCAAGUGCCCGACGCGUCCAGCCGACGCAUUCUCGUGCUGGUCACGAAACUGCUCUUCAAUUGCUCCACGGACGUCGAGUUUGGGGUGAAAGAAGCGUACAUGCGGGUUGUGAAUGGAUUCAUUGUCGAGAAUGCGCCGCGCAUGGCGUUUCUAUACACACGCCUCACGGCCAAGCGCGACGGCGAGGUGGAGCAAUGCUUCACGGCGGACUCGGACGGCAUCUUUGCGCGCGUUGCCCCUGACCAGCUCGCUCAAGACCUACACGAUGUGGUCACGGCGCUAGGCAAACAUGUCGACGACGUCCAAGCCAAGGUGGCGGUGGCGUCCGCGCCACUGGCGGCGCAACUGCAUGCGCUCGUGUGUCCAUCAUCCUCAGCAUUGGAGGACGAGGUCGUGCUGCCCGUACCCGAAGAAAAGCUCAAACCCAAAGGAGCAGGCAUGAUCCUCAACUUCUUUAAAAAGUCCAGCGGCGGCGGCGGCAGUUUUACCGCGUCUCAGCAACCACCGCCACCAACCAACUAAGUGGGGACCCUGUUUUGAAUAUUCCAUGUGUUGUCGUCGUGUAAUAUGUCUUUCGCACCAGG
Messenger RNA from Aphanomyces astaci, 2623 nucleotides. RefSeq lists its product as hypothetical. NCBI's taxonomy places the organism in Eukaryota, Oomycota, Saprolegniomycetes, Saprolegniales, Verrucalvaceae. The record is from RefSeq and is a predicted model, not a curated record. The coding region runs from base 18 to 2561 and encodes 847 amino acids. The transcript has 7 exons. Gene Ontology annotation, biological process: regulation of GTPase activity.